CCUUAACUAAUGCAAAACAACAACACUUGUUCAUAUAUAUUCUUUUCUUGCUCUGUUUUUAAACUAUAUGUAAAAUGUUUAAUAAACAAAAACAUACGCGCAUUUGUUACAUAAAGUUCCUCAUUCCAAGUUCAAGUUCAGGAACAUGUAUACAGUAACCUCAGAAAUAUAUAAGGAAACAAAUUUCAAACCCAUCAAGGGUAAGGAUGGUAAAGUGACAUCUAGAUUUGAAUUUGUUUACCCCGAUGGAGGAGUUGCAGCGCCAAUUGUGGACAAAGAUGGUGACUUGAUUGUGGCGAGGAAAAGCAAUAGCAGUGAUGCUGAGAAGUGUGGAAUCAUUGAAUUACAACACUCGGAGGCAACUGAAAUUAAGCUAGUGGGACUGCAGGUGUGGAGAGGUGCCUUAUUGUUGGCCGAUUAUAUCUUCCAUAGAAGUGAUGAAUUCAAAGAUAAAAGUCUAAUGGAAUUGGGGGCAGGCGUGGGUUUGACAAGCCUGGCUGCAGCAAUGUAUGUGAAAAAAGUGGUAUGCACAGAUGUGGAUAUUGGGGGUAUCUUGGAUUUGAUUAGAAACAAUGUUAAGCUGAACCAUAAUUUGUGUGAUACCCGAAAAAUAGAUGUCAUGGAAUAUGAUUUUAUGAAGCCAUUGAGUGAAUAUCCACAACAAUUACUGAAGGCCAUUGAUGAGAGUGACAUUGUGGUGGCGGCAGAUGUUAUUUAUGAUGACGAUUUAACCAAUGCCUUCAUCAAGGUAAUCGAUGCCAUUUUCCAACGCGAAGAAACGAGCGGGAGACGGAAAGAAAUAUAUGUGGCCUUGGAAAAACGUUACGUUUUUACAUUCUCUGAAAUGGAUGCUGUAGCGCCAAUGUUUGAAUAUUUUCUCAAACAGACCUUGCACAAACCUUGGAAAUUCAAAUAUGUCGAAACAGAUUUUCCUCAGUAUUUCAAAUAUGAACGCUGUAAGCAUUUAGUUUUGUUGCAAAUUACAAAAUCUUAAAAUGUGUUAUUAUUA
Molecule: messenger RNA, 1009 nt
Organism: Musca domestica (house fly)
Lineage: Eukaryota; Metazoa; Arthropoda; Insecta; Diptera; Muscidae
Product: methyltransferase-like protein 22
Exons: 1
Coding region: 146-994 (282 amino acids)
Biological process (GO): protein methylation
Cellular component (GO): nucleus
Molecular function (GO): protein methyltransferase activity
Source: RefSeq, a predicted model, not a curated record